CUUUGCAGAAGCAACCCCAAGAGCUUGGUGCAUUCUUGAAAUGACUGCAAAGACGUCUGGCGGCAAUGCUGCCUUCCACAAUUUCAACAAUGACUUUGCCCACAUAGAAGAUCCCAACGAGCGACGACGCCUUGCGCUCGCCGAGAUCGACAAGGCCCCCUUUGGCUGGUACCAUGUGCGCGCCAUCUUGGUCGCCGGUACCGGCUUCUUCACCGACAGCUACGACAUCUUCUGCGUAUCCCUCCUGACCAUCAUGCUGGGCAUCGUGUACAAGCAAGACCACAAGGGCACGCUUACCACGCCCCAGGACACGGCCAUCAAGCUCGCCACGUCGGCUGGUACCGUGCUCGGGCAGUUUGGCUUCGGUGCGCUUGCCGACAUUGUUGGCCGUAAGAAGAUGUAUGGACUCGAGUUGAUCCUGAUCAUCGUUGCCACGCUCGCACAGUCGCUCGUUGGUCCUGGCCCAGGCACUUCGGUUGUUGGUCUCAUCAUCUUCUGGCGCGUGCUCAUGGGCAUUGGCAUUGGUGGUGACUACCCACUCUCUUCCAUCAUCACUUCGGAAUUCGCUACUACAAAGUGGCGUGGAGCCAUGAUGGGCGCCGUCUUCGCAAUGCAGGGUUUCGGCCAGCUCGGCGGUGCCCUCGUCAUGCUGUGCCUCGUCGCCGGCUUCAAGGGCACGCUGGUCAAGGCCAAGGGCUACGACUCCUGCACCGGCGACUGCCAGGUCGCCGUCGACAAGAUGUGGCGCGCCCUGAUCGGCAUUGGUAUCGUCCCUGCCUGCAUUGCCCUCUACUACCGUCUUACCAUCCCCGAGACGCCGAGGUACACCUUUGACGUCGCGCGUGACGUUGAAAAGGCAAACGAAGACGCGAAGCAAUACCUCUCUGGCAAGCACGGCGAGGGCAACCCCGACGAGAUCACCCAGGUUGCUGCACGCCGUGUGUCUGUUGCCCAGCUCGACGUUCCCAAGGCCUCUUUCCGUGACUUCUUCAGGUUCUACGGCAAGCUUCGCAACGGCAAGAUCCUCUUUGGCACUGCCAUGUCGUGGCUGUUCCUCGAUGUUGCAUUUUAUGGACUUGGUCUGAAUUCGUCGACUGUCCUGCAGGCCAUUGGUUACGCCAGUGGCGACGACCUGUACCUCAAGCUGUACAAUAUUGCCGCCGGCAACGCCAUCCUAGUUUGUGCUGGCGCUAUUCCUGGAUACUGGCUUGCUGUUGCAACUAUUGAUACUGUUGGUCGCAAGCCUCUCCAACUCGCUGGCUUUACACUUCUUACCAUCCUCUUCAUCAUCUGGGGCUUCGCCUUUAAGCACCUCAGCUCCCACGCCAUGCUGGCCAUCUACGUCCUGAUCCAGCUCUUCUUCAACUGGGGCCCCAACACCACCACCUUCAUCGUCCCUGGCGAGUGCUUCCCAACUCGCUACCGCUCCACCUCUCAUGGAAUCUCCGCUGGUUCUGGCAAAAUCGGUUCCAUCAUCGCUCAAGGCGCUAUUGCACCCCUCCGCACUCGCGGCCACCCUACCAAGGCUAACCCUAGCCCCUGGCUCAACCAUGUUAUGCAAAUCUUCUCUGCCUUUAUGUUCGCCGGUAUCUUCUCCACGAUGCUAAUCCCUGAGACGAAGCGCAGGACGCUCGAGGACCUGGCACAGGACUGGGACAUGGGUAAUGAGAGUAUUACUGGAGAGGAACAUGUGCCAAAGGCCGAGGGAAAUAGCGACUCCAAGGUUUGAUUUCAUAGCCUCUUUACCCGAAAUUCACAAUCUAAUCCUAU
Exserohilum turcica Et28A is the source of this 1770-nucleotide messenger RNA. RefSeq lists its product as uncharacterized. Gene Ontology annotation, biological process: phosphate ion transport; transmembrane transport. NCBI's taxonomy places the organism in Eukaryota, Fungi, Ascomycota, Dothideomycetes, Pleosporales, Pleosporaceae. The record is from RefSeq and is a predicted model, not a curated record. Gene Ontology annotation, cellular component: membrane. The coding region runs from base 41 to 1729 and encodes 562 amino acids. The transcript is spliced from 5 exons. Gene Ontology annotation, molecular function: phosphate transmembrane transporter activity.